AUGGAGGUGAAGCGGCUGAAAGUGACCGAGCUGCGGUCGGAGCUGCAGCGGCGGGGCCUGGACUCGCGCGGCCUCAAGGUGGAUCUGGCGCAGCGGCUGCAGGAGGCGCUGGACGCCGAGAUGCUCGAGGACGAGGCCGGCGGCGGCGGGGCCGGGCCCGGCGGGGCCUGCAAGGCGGAGCCUCGGCCUGUGGCCGCGUCGGGCGGCGGCCCGGGCGGGGACGAGGAGGAGGACGAGGAGGAGGAGGAGGAGGACGAGGAGGCGCUGCUUGAGGACGAGGACGAGGAGCCACCCCCUGCUCAGGCCUUGGGUCAGGCCGCGCAGCCGCCGCCGGAGCCCCCGGAGGCGGCAGCCAUGGAGGCCGCGGCCGAGCCAGAUGCUUCUGAGAAGCCGGCGGAGGCCACGGCCGGGUCAGGCGGGGUAAAUGGUGGCGAAGAGCAGGGCCCCGGCAAGGGGGAGGAAGACGAACCCGAGGAGCGGAGCGGGGACGAGACGCCGGGAUCCGAGGUGCCGGGUGACAAGGCCGCCGAGGAACAGGGAGAUGACCAAGAUAGUGAAAAGUCAAAACCAGCAGGCUCAGAUGGUGAGCGGCGGGGGGUAAAGAGACAGCGGGAUGAGAAGGAUGAACAUGGCCGAGCUUACUAUGAAUUCCGAGAGGAGGCUUACCACAGCCGCUCAAAGUCUCCACUGCCUCCUGAAGAAGAGGCAAAAGAUGAGGAGGAGGAUCAAACUCUUGUGAACCUGGACACGUAUACCUCGGAUCUGCAUUUUCAAGUGAGCAAAGACCGCUAUGGAGGGCAGCCACUUUUCUCAGAGAAGUUCCCCACCCUUUGGUCUGGGGCAAGGAGUACUUACGGAGUGACAAAGGGAAAAGUCUGCUUUGAGGCAAAGGUAACCCAGAAUCUCCCAAUGAAAGAAGGCUGCACAGAGGUCUCUCUCCUUCGAGUUGGGUGGUCUGUUGAUUUUUCCCGUCCACAGCUUGGUGAAGAUGAAUUCUCUUACGGUUUUGAUGGACGAGGACUCAAGGCAGAAAAUGGACAAUUUGAGGAAUUUGGCCAGACUUUUGGGGAGAAUGAUGUUAUUGGCUGCUUUGCUAAUUUUGAGACUGAAGAAGUAGAACUUUCCUUCUCCAAGAAUGGAGAAGACCUAGGUGUGGCAUUCUGGAUCAACAAGGAUUCCCUGGCAGACCGGGCCCUUCUACCCCAUGUCCUCUGCAAAAAUUGUGUUGUAGAAUUAAACUUUGGUCAGAAGGAGGAGCCCUUCUUCCCACCACCAGAAGAGUUUGUGUUCAUUCAUGCUGUGCCUGUUGAGGAGCGUGUACGCACUGCAGUCCCUCCCAAGACCAUAGAGGAAUGUGAGGUAAUUCUAAUGGUGGGACUACCCGGAUCUGGAAAGACCCAGUGGGCACUGAAAUAUGCAAAAGAAAACCCUGAGAAAAGAUACAAUGUCCUGGGAGCUGAGACUGUGCUCAAUCAAAUGAGGAUGAAGGGUCUCGAGGAGCCAGAGAUGGACCCCAAAAGCCGAGACCUUUUAGUUCAGCAAGCCUCCCAGUGCCUUAGUAAGCUGGUCCAGAUUGCUUCCCGGACAAAGAGGAACUUUAUUCUUGAUCAGUGUAAUGUGUACAAUUCUGGCCAACGGCGGAAGCUGUUGCUGUUCAAGACCUUCUCUCGGAAAGUGGUGGUGGUUGUCCCUAAUGAGGAAGAUUGGAAGAAGAGGCUGGAGUUGAGGAAGGAAGUAGAGGGAGAUGAUGUGCCUGAAUCUAUAAUGCUGGAGAUGAAAGCCAACUUCUCUUUGCCUGAAAAGUGCGACUAUAUGGAUGAGGUGACAUAUGGGGAGCUGGAGAAGGAGGAAGCUCAGCCCAUUGUCACUAAGUACAAGGAGGAGGCAAGGAAGCUUCUGCCCCCCUCCGAGAAGCGGACAAAUCGCCGAAACAACCGAAACAAGCGUAACCGGCAGAACCGAAGCCGGGGCCAAGGCUAUGUGGGCGGGCAGCGCCGAGGCUACGACAACCGGGCCUACGGGCAGCAGUACUGGGGGCAGCCUGGAAACAGAGGGGGUUACCGUAAUUUCUAUGAUCGAUACAGGGGAGACUAUGAUCGAUUUUACGGGCGAGAUUAUGAGUACAACAGAUACAGAGACUAUUACAGACAAUACAAUCGGGAUUGGCAGAGUUACUACUACCACCACCCGCAGGACAGAGACCGAUACUACAGGAAUUACUACGGUUACCAAGGGUAUCGGUGAAGCCCCUGCCAUGCUCACCUGUCAGCCAUGAAGCUGAAUCUCUGGGGGUGCCAGGCACCCCCACAAAACACAACCAAGGAAAACAGGGGCUGUCGGGGUGGGGCUGAGCUGCCGGGGAGGGGCGGUGGGGCGGGAGGGUGCUCAAGCAGGGGUGGGGGAGGGGGGAGGUGGAAACAAACAACAAAACUGUACAUUUUUUUUAAAGUUUGUUGAAAAGAAUAUUGUCUUAUUCUAUAAAACAUUUCAAACCUAGUUAGAGAUUUGUAAUCAAAAAACAUUUGCGCAGAAAGCAGCACUUAGGGCUGCCUGUUCUAUACCCUGCAGUCAGACAGGAAAAGAACUGAAAAUGGCACCCUUCUGACAUUCUGAGGCAGCUGGACUGGCAGCCAAGUAAAGGAGAGUGAUGAGGUGGUGUGGGGAGGGUGGGGAGGCAGCGCGAGGGUGCUCUCCACAGCAGGUAGGAGGAGGCAGGAGUGGGGACAGAGGGAGAGCUUGUGACUGGGGCAGUGAAAAUAAACGAUUGGCUCUUAUCAAUCACUUGCACCAACUAACCGUUUGUAUUUUCUUUACCGACCUUUCCCUUUUGGGAUAUGUGGUCUGGUGGGCUGGGAGGCUUGCAGCGUCCCAACUCUCCAUUUUCCUGUGCCUUUGUGCUGUUUGGCUGAGGCAUGGAGACUGCCAGUGGGUGGUUCUAUUAUACAGGAUUCCCAGGCCAAGAAAGCCUGGGGACUGUCCUUGAUUGCCGAGCAGAAUAGCCUGCCCCCUCUAUAGACCCAUUGAUUAAUUCCCAUAAAAUCUUGGGGAGAAUGGGAUUGCAGCCCUCAGCCUAAAGAUUGUGAUUUGCCAGUCUCUAGUCUCUGUCUUCCAAGGUUGAGAGAGGUGGGAGGUCUCUGAAAUCAUCCCUGUUAGAGUGUCUGUCCUCUUACAGUGCGAGAGAAGGAACGUUUCUCAGGGUUUCAGCUCACACGAAAACACAGCAGGAUUCUUUUCACUGCAGCAGGAUAUGUAUAUAGGUGAAUCCUGUGUUGUGGGCUCCCAGGCCCAGGUGCUGAGAAUAGCAACUAGCAACUAUUUUCUACAGUGUGGAGGGCUCGUGCCCUGCUGGUUUUUUUGAUACACAGGUAGAGAAUGAAUAGAAGAGGGGAGGGUGGUGGGGGGGUGGGAGGCAGCUCAGUGGGGCUGCUGAACCUUGGGAAGAGUGUGAGUGUGAACGUGUGUAAAUGUGCGUGUGAAAGGGAGCACCCCUUCCCGACUUCUAGAUACAAAAUUCCUUUUGGGGUGCUUUCCCUGUGUGUCCCCAGAGAGGCCUCUAGCCAAGAGACUUCAGUUGGGAUAGUUUCAUUUGUGACUUUACCAAUACCCUCCCAGUUCUUGAUAGACAGCUGUAGGUUGCUGGGUUCAAGAAUAUGGGUGGGAUAUGGAAUGCUCUUUCAAUGUCUAGCUUCAGUUUUCAUUCAUCCUCUUGCUCAGCACUGUCAGCCGAGAGCUUACUCAGCAGACACCACAUACUGCAGCACUUCCUAGUGAGAAAAUCUGGGUUGUGCCACUAGAAAAUGCUUCACUUCCAUUUCCUCACCUGGGCAGUUCUCUGUUUAAAAUUGUGUGCUGAUUUGGUCUUCCUCUCCUCCUCCCUCCCACUGUUACUGCCCUGCAGCCCUUGUUCAGGUGUACAGACCCUUAUUCUGGCCUCUAGUGUCCCUGUCUGUCAUGACACACCCUUCCGCCCAAAUACCUCUGACCCUAAGGCUGGAAUGGGGCUGGUAGGAGAUAAGUUUGCUUACUCAGUCAUGUCCUUUCUCUUGGCACCUGCUUCCCUGCAGUGUCCUCAAAUGGAUUUGUGUGUGGCAGUGGAGUGAUUGCAUGAAUUUUUCUGUAACACAUUAACUUUGUAUUAUUAUUAAGGGAGUUUGAGAAAGCUUUGCUUAUAAUGUCAAGGCAAGGAGGUAAAAACUGGAGCCCAAAGAAAUUCCCUUAGGGCAAGAUUAUGUUAUAAUAGAAAAUUGAAUUUCCUGAGGCAGUGGCUGCCACCCCUUUUCAGAUGUUUAGUCCAGCAAAUAGCAUCUUUCUUGUAGUCUGUGACAUGGGUGGGGAUGCUAGGGCCCUCAGGGGCAAGGGGACUAAACUAAAUCAAGUUGAGUUUUUUUCCAGCAGGGGUUAGGGGAGGUACUCACUGUUGAUAUUUGACACUAGAAAGUAAUCUUUUUUACAAAACUGUUUUUCUAGGUGGGUAGAAAGUGAAACUGCCACAUCCUUGUUGGUUUAGUCCAAGAGAUCAUUUGCAACAACAGUAGAUGUCUGGGUUUUGUUUCUGUCUUUUUAUUAUGAAAAACUAUGUUAAGGGGGAAAAUGUGGAUUAUGGUAACCAGAGGAAUCCCUAGCCUUGUUUUCCUUAGAAGACUUGUUUAGUGUUUUAUCAGACGUCUGUUGUAGUUGUAGACAGGAAAGCUUGUGAGAAAAACACCACAUGGAGCCUGUAAAUGUUUUUGCACAACCUGUAAAGCAUUCUUGGAAGUGGCCAGUAAAAAAGGGUUUUACCAUUUAAAAAAAAAA
This is a messenger RNA of Pongo pygmaeus (Bornean orangutan), 4794 nucleotides long. RefSeq names its product heterogeneous nuclear ribonucleoprotein U like 2 (gene HNRNPUL2). The record is from RefSeq and is a predicted model, not a curated record. Gene Ontology annotation, cellular component: nucleus. The transcript has 14 exons. Bases 1 to 2244 code for a protein of 747 amino acids. Gene Ontology annotation, biological process: alternative mRNA splicing, via spliceosome. NCBI's taxonomy places the organism in Eukaryota, Metazoa, Chordata, Mammalia, Primates, Hominidae. Gene Ontology annotation, molecular function: protein binding; RNA binding.